UAACAUUGCAGAAUUGAAGUAGGAAAUCCAAAGGUCUACCAAUUAGGUUUGAGCUCUCGAUUUCUUUUCUCUGUGGUUUUCUCGUCCACGGCCGUUCUCCGUCAGCUGGAUUUCUCCAGGCAGCUCCCAACUUUCCAGAGAGAGUUAGACGGCGAAAAUGGAGGGUUCGAUGAUCCCCGGCGAGGAGCCGACCAAGGGUGUCGCGGCUGAUGAGGACCAGGACGUUGAGUCCGUCGAGAAAGGCGGAAGCCUGAAUGAAUUCAGGAGGGUAUUAAUAGGCAUGACAGAGAGACUGCAGCAAGCGAAGACAGAGAAGGGAAAGUUGGCCAGGCGUGUGAUCGAAUUGAUGAGGGUGUUGAAAGGCAUGGAAGCGAAGCUGGAUAGGGUGAAGAGAGAGAAGGGGGAGACAGAGAGGAGAUUGAUGGAAAAGGAGAGGGUACUGAAGGCCAUGGAAGUUGAACUGGAGCAGUUGAUGGCAGAGAAGAGAGAGAUAUCGGGCAGAUGAUUUGCUGACGUCAAGGUCAGCCCUACUGGAACCAACUGCUAGAUAAGGAGCUUCUACUUUUGUGCCUUGUUACUUUGAUCGUUCGCGUAGACACUGACUUGGUUUAGCCAAUGAACUUUGCUUGCAAGGUAAAAUUA
Linum tenue is the source of this 642-nucleotide messenger RNA. NCBI's taxonomy places the organism in Eukaryota, Viridiplantae, Streptophyta, Magnoliopsida, Malpighiales, Linaceae. The record is from the annotation of a GenBank genome assembly.